CUUGUAUUCCCCUGUCAAAACCAAAACAAACGAAAGGCGAUGGCAAAGUCGUUGCAAAGAUUUAUUGAAAAUGAUUUCUUAAGAGAUCUUAAGAGUAACUUGUGGUCGACGGCAUUCAUUUACUUAGAUAUUCAAGGCUGCAAUGCUCAUGAGUUUCGCAAUUUUUUAGCAGACACAUGGGUAGACUUUGCCAAUAACAAAGAACCCAAAGUUGUCGGAAAGUCUCUUUGUGAAUUGUUCAGAGGAGCAUUCAUCGAUUUACUAGUAGAAACACAGAAACAAGAAGGUGUUGACAAUAUAAAACAAAAGACCAUUCAGUGUCUUGAAGACUUUUUGAAGGCUGGGGAUGAAGUAACAUUUCACUCAAAAUGUCUUCAAGAAAUGACAACGAAAUCAGAAAAACUGAAAAAGGAAGAAAUUCAGGCUGUUUUAGCAGUUCAUCUUUUCACUCCUCUGUUAUUUGAAGGAGAAGUUAUUGCUGAUAGUUUGUCUUACAAUAGUGAAACAUCUUCAAAGAAGAAUCAAAAUCCUGAACCUGAAUGUCCAUUUUGUAUCCAACAUGUUAAAACAGGCAACACAAAUUUCGGAUGCAAAAGAUUGUGGCAUGGCAGAGCAGAUAUAGUUAUUAAAAACAGAGAAUGCAGAAAUGUAGUUAAGGUGGCAUCUGAUUGGAUAGAAAAUAUAGAAGAAGGACAAUGUGAACCUGCUUUGAAAAAGGCCAGGCUUGAUCAAGAUGUUGAAGAUCUCUUAGAUUCAAAUAGUUUUGCAGAAGUGGAACCAUCAUAUAUACAGGAUAAAGCAGUCCAUCAACUUCUAUUUGAAAGGGAGUACAUGGAAGCCAUAACUCAGACAAUUGUCAAUGCAUUUGUUGCUGUAAAAAAGAACAAACAAUUAGAGAAUCAUCUCAUACCUUCAUUUUUUGUUACCACCCAUUGUUUGUUUAUCAAUUUUUACAAUGUAAGUAAGGAUAUUUUACUUGCACAGAGCAAGCCUUUGCUUUUUUUCCAGAAAGGUAAAAUCAAUUUUGACACUAUCAUUGCCCUAUGGAUGGCAUUAAACUAUGAAAAGCUAACUGUUGGUUCUAUAGAUGAGGAUUAUAAGAAAUCUGGUCUUAGAAAAUGCCUUACUGAAUUAGGUGUCCUUGAUAAGUAUGAAAACGAGGUUGAAUCAGAGUUUAUUUCUGCACAGAAACCUAUGACAACUUCUGGAGAAACAGAUUACUAUAUUAACAUAGAGAAAACUUUUGAAAUACUAAAAGAGUUUAAAAAGAAAGCAAAUUUGGAAAGAUAAAGCUAAGUAUCAGUUUAUACAAUCAUACUUGUGGUCCACCAAAUUUUUAGAUUUGUCCUUCACAGCUGGAAAACGAUUCUUUGUGACAUCAUUGACCAGUUAGUUCUAAAGGCUGUAUUCCUGCAAAAUGAAAAUCAUUGUGACCAAACCAGUGGUUGAAAGAAUAGAAAAAUGUGACUCUGUAAACACAUCAUUUAAUCACAUUACUGAAUUGUUCAUCCACUUAUUUGUCAGUUUUCAGCAGUUUAUAAAUGAUAUUGACCACAAAUUUUCAGCAUUUGCUCUACAUUAAGUUAUUAUAUAUGUUGAAAUUUGCAGUGACUUAAACAUGAAUCUUGACAGAUUUAUCCUUAUUCAGACAUAUCUGGAAAGUCUCAUUUGACUAACUGUUUGUUGAUUAAUUGUAUGUAAUCAGUAAUGAGUCAUUUUGCCAUUUCAAAUUACAUUUAAUCAAUUACAGUGAGAACAAAAAACAUAGAUGUAAUCAAAUUACAUAAAUUCAGUUUACAUUUUAGAGACAAAUGUGAGUAGGGCUGUUAAUUUGAAGUAUUUCUUUUUGAAAGACAUAUUCAUCUAAUUUCUAUUAUUUAGCUUAGAAAGAAGAUAUUUCCUUCGUAUAGUAUAAUUUGUCAUUAUACUUUAUAUAUAUAUCUUGUUAAUUGUUAUGAAAUACAAGAAAUAAACUAAAAUUGUGAA
Molecule: messenger RNA, 1986 nt
Organism: Mytilus californianus (California mussel)
Lineage: Eukaryota; Metazoa; Mollusca; Bivalvia; Mytilida; Mytilidae
Exons: 3
Coding region: 40-1290 (416 amino acids)
Source: RefSeq, a predicted model, not a curated record